Messenger RNA from Nerophis lumbriciformis (worm pipefish), 6150 nucleotides. The record is from RefSeq and is a predicted model, not a curated record. Lineage: Eukaryota; Metazoa; Chordata; Actinopteri; Syngnathiformes; Syngnathidae.
AUGUCCGUCAGCAUCAUCGUGAGGAAGGUCUCUAACCUGCCGGGACAAUCCCCACGCCUAGUCACGCUCUCAUUCAGAGGUUUCACCCAGAAGACCAAAGUGGUGCACAGCGAGGGCAUAGCCUACUUUAACGAGUCUUUCCGCUGGCCUCACUACGGUAAAGUCAUCCGACAUGAAGUGCUGACGAUCCGAGUUUACAACUUUAGUAAAGUCUUCUCCAACAGACUACUUGGCAAGCUGGUGGUGGGCCUCGAGCACAUCGUUACCUCGGGGAGGCUGGUGCUACGGGAACCGCUCACCGAUGGCAAACAUCUCCUCACGGAUAUCUAUGUGGAGUUGGACGUGCGCUACCUUCCACUGGAAGGCGCCGCUGGAGGUUGGGAAGGACAAGACUUUGUCAGAGUGGAGGAUGAAGACCAAUCGGAGUUGGGUUCCCCUAACGAAGCCUUCGAAGAUGAUGAGAGCCCUCAGUUGUUGAGCCGUUACGAGAGGGAACUGGAGAGGGAGGCUCGACAGCUGGGACGCAACCUCAUCCGGGACCAAGGGGGCCAUGACGAGGAUGAGUCCGACGAUGACUCUGACGACGACUCAGACGACCACAUGGACUUGGACAUGUCCGACAUCGUCUUCACUCCUUUAAUGAGUCGUUGCAGGCCUCUGUCCAGGCACAUCGUUGCAGCCAUGCCGAGACCUCAAAGUUUCCAGGUCAAUGUCAACAUCCUGGAAGCUCAGCAACUGGCAGGGGUCAACAUCAACCCGGCCGUGUUCAUCCGAGUGGGGGAGCAUAAGAAACACACGGCCACGCAGAAAUCAACCAGCUGUCCCUUUUACAAUGAAAACUUCCAGUUUGAGUUCCACGAGACUCCAGAAAGCCUCUUUGACAAAGUUAUCGAGAUCAAGGUGUACCACCGCCGCACUCUGGCCUUUCUGAUGACCCACAUUGGAACCUUCAAGAUGGACAUCGCCACCGUUUUCCGCCAGCCAGAGCACCGCUUCUACCAAAAGUGGGCGCCGCUCACCGACCCGGCCGACACCCGAUCUGGGGCCAAAGGAUACGUAAAGGCCACCAUUGGUGUGCUGAUGAAGGGUGAGGCUCUCAAUGCCCCCAGCCUACCACCUUCUACGGCCAACACCAACGAGGACAUUGAAAGAAAUCUGAUGUUACCUCGCGGCAUGCCCUCUGAACGUCCGUGGGCUCGAUUUCGGGUGCGAGUAUACAAGGCAGAGGGUCUACCCACCAUGGACGCGGGGUUGAUGGCCAAAAUUUCCAAAGUCUCAGAGCGAACAAUCUUCAUUGAUCCUUAUGUCCAAGUCACCUUCGCUGGACAAAAGGGUGAGACAUCCGUCGCUAACGCCACCAGCUGUCCGGUUUGGAACGAGGAGAUCUCCUUCAUCGAACAAUUCCCACCUCUGGCCCAGAGAAUCCGAAUCCAGGUCCUUGAUAAUAGCAGGAUGGGGGACAUCGCUCUGGCUACGCAUUUUCUUGACCUGCGGCAGAUUUCUGAUCCCACUAGGAAUGGUUUCAACCCUACCUUUGGACCAUGCUGGGUCAAUCUAUACGGUUCUCCUCAGAACUCGACUCUCGGAGACGUACACCAGGCUUUGAACCAGGGAAUCGGAGAAGGAAUCUUCUACCGUGGUCGAGUCCUUUUGGCGCUCUCUGUGGAGAUUUACUCCUCACCUUCCGCUGCGGACUCCAGCUCGUCCCCUCUAUCGAAGUUGAAAGGAACGCUAAGCCGGUUGGGACUUAGAAAGAAAAAGGAGAAGGAAACUUCCAGCCAAUCUGGCGAUGAGUCUGGUGAGGCAGGAGUGGAGGUGCCAGAGGCUGUGACUGUGGACGUGGAGGAGAUUCACCCCUUGCCUGAGGGCUUCUUGGGAGAAAUAGAAGACUUUCUCCUCUUUGCAUCUUUGUUUGAAGCCACUAUGAUGGAUCCUUCUGUCGCUGGCAAGCCCAUGACCUUCGAACUCUCAAUAGGAAAUCGAGGCAAGGCGGUGAAAGCCAGGACUUCUAAGAAGAACCAAAGCCAGGAGGAGCUUCGACAAAGCCGGGAAGACUUGAGACAAAGCCGAGAGGAUCUCAGCGAGGAGGCUCAAGUGCUUCUGGAGUCAGAGGAGGAGCUGGACAAUGAGGCGGGCCCGAGUCCGGAACCUGAAAUUAGAUCUUUGUCCCAGCCUAUGAGACCUCAACCUACUGAGUAUGACAGGUCGUUCCAGUGCAUCCCCUUGCAAGCUCCACUGGAGAAACACAAGCCUUGUUUGUUCAUCUGGAGUCAAUUUCAAGACCAUAGCUUUCGUCUGUACCAAGCUAACUGGCUCAGCAAGAUGGCGGACAGGCUGGAAAUCGGUCUGGACGAGGUGGAGCGACUGGGGCGGAGGCCUCGCAGCAACGUGAGGGAGCGUCUGAUUCAAGUGCUACUGGAGUUGAUCACUUCCUGCAAACAAUUCCGACUGUUUGCCGACAGGCGUGCCCAGUUUCGUCCCAACAACCUGGACGCACGCAGGAAAGACUUUAUCAAAAAGAACUUGACGAUAGUAGCCAGAAGGGCCCUGAGGGCCAGGCUGAGGGUAAGCCGGCGGUCGCUCAAACAGCGAUUAAUGGACGUUAAGAAACUCCUCAGCAAGAUUCGACACUUGGCUAAAGAGCCCCAGAGCACCAUCCCGGAUGUUUUCCUGUGGUUGCUGAGCGGAAGCAAACGGUUGGCCUACGUCAGGAUCCCCGCCCACUCCGUCAUCUUCUCAUUGGUGGAGGACCAGAGGGGGCGGGACUGCGGGCGGGUCACCACACUCUACAUGAAGUCCCCGGGAGGUUCCACCAGUGAGAUCUUCGCCAAACUAGAGGUGUACCUGUGGCUGGGUCAGUCCAAACACAGUAAGCAGGCCCUCUCUUUGCUACCUGAUGAGUUCGAGCCCAUCUACGAGGAAUCGGAAGCAACGCAUGCGCCGGCGGUCGCCACAGCGCUCCGGAAGAUGCCCGUCAGUCUGUGCUGCCAAGAUAGCCGCUACUUCCAGUUGCGAUGUCACCUCUACCAAGCUCGCGGAAUCAUGGCGGCCGACGCUGAUGGCCUAUCAGAUCCCUUCGCCAAGGUGCUCUUCUCCACACAGUGUCAGGUGACCAGGGUGUCCCCGGACACUCUUUCCCCAGCAUGGUGCGAGUGUUUGCUAUUCGACCGCGUCCUGCUGGAAGGAACCAUGGAAGACCUCCGUCAUGACCCCCCUCUGGUCAUCAUCCACAUCUUCGACUACGAUGCCGUGGGCAGCCCCAAAUCUCUGGGCCGAGCCUACGCCGAACCCGAGUUCAAACCCGUGGAGGUGCUCUACCAGAAGCCUCGUCUUCGUUUCUUUGACAUCAACUUGGGGAGGGCGGCGGCGGGAGAGUUGCUGGCCACUUUCGAGCUCAUCGAGCUGGACUACUCGACGUUUGGCGAGCCCACCCUUCCUGCCAGCGUGGACCCUCAGGAGCUGACGUACUUGGAAGACCGGCGCUGCUACAACAUUCCGGAGGGGGUCCGACCUGUCCUCCGGAAUUUUAGAAUAGAGGUGUUGUUCUGGGGUUUGCGUGAGCUGAAGCGCGUGCAGCUUUUUGAGGUGGAGCGCCCCCUGGUGAGGAUAGAGUGCGCUGGCCGUUUGUUAGAGUCGGAGGAGAUGGAAAGCUACAAGACCCACGCCAACUUCAAGGAGCUCGUCCGCUUCCUCCACGUGAAGCUGCCAGAGCAGUCGUACCUCCACCCUCCUCUGACGCUGUUCGUGAUGGAGCGCCGAGCGUUCGGGCGCCAGGUUCUGGUGGGAACCCACGUGGUGCAGAGCCUAAUGGACUACGCGCCACCCGAGCUGAGCGAAGAGCCGGAGGAGGAAGAGGAAGAGCAGAGAUUUAAAAGGAGGAGGACCUCUCCAAUUCUGUCAAAGACCACCGUAUUAAAGUCUCUGAGAAAAAUCAAACUGGGCAACUUGACAAUCAAGGAGUCACUGAUUCCCAACAAUGCCCUGAAGCUGAUCAGUGCACCUUUCAAGAAACUUCUAAACAAGGACGAGCUGGAGGAGGACGUGCCGGAAAACGAGGAGCUGGACUGGUGGUCCAAGUAUUACGCAUCAAUGGAAGAGUUGGAAAAACAGGCUGCUGAAGAGCUGGAGAGGAAGAAGGAGGAAGAGGAAAGAGAUAAUGACACAAGUGUAGGGAAAUCGACAAUUGAUGAAGACGAAGAAGACGUGGACGUGGUCGUGCAGGUAGAACCUCCCAAACGGAAGAAAAUAGCCACGCUCAAGUUGUACGCAGGCGACUUGGAGUCAGAAUUCCGUCAAUUUCAAGACUGGCUAAAGAUAUUCCCGCUGCACAAAGGCCAAGCCAUCAGCGAGGAUGCCGAAGAAGAAGAGGAGCGUCUAAUGGGAAAAUACAAGGGUUCCUUCCUGGUCUACCCGAUGGACUCGGACAACGAAGACGAUCCCAAGAGCCAAAUCACCAAAGGGAUCCCGCAGAACUCGCCGCUCAAAUUGCUGAUUCGGAUUUACGUCGUCAAGGCCACCAAUCUGGCGCCCAACGACCCCAAUGGCAAAUCCGACCCAUAUCUGGUGAUCCGCAUUGGCACGCAGUCUCAAGACACCAAGGACCGCUAUAUCCCCAAACAACUCAACCCCGUCUUUGGAGAGGUGUUUGAGCUGACAGUGUCAUUCCCCCUGGAGACGGAAGUUCUGAUCCGAGUGAUGGAUCACGACCUGGUGGGCGCCGACGACCUCAUCGGUGAAACCCGAGUGGACCUGGAGAACCGCUUCUACACCCGACACCGUGCCACCUGCGGUCUGGCCCUCUACUACGAUGCGGACGGUUACAACGCGUGGCGCGACGCAAAAAAACCCUCCGUCAUCCUGUCCGAGCUCUGCAAGACAAACGGCAUCCCGCCGCCUGAAUAUCGAAUGACUGAGGUCAAAAUCCUCAACAAGAUCUUCAAGAUCCCACCGGACGCCGUCCCGGAAGAACUUUGGAACAAGACGGAUCGUACGCUGGAGGAAGCGGAGGAAGCGGAGGAGCACGCGGCCGUCAGCGUGCUGCGACGUUGGGACGACAUGAGCGAGUUCCUCCCCGCCGCCAAGGCGCUGGUACCCGAGCACGUGGAGGUCCGGCCGCUCGUCAACCAGGACAAACCCGGACUCCCGCAGGGCUACCUCCACAUGUGGGUGGACAUCUUCCCCACGGACGUUCCGGCGCCGCCCGCUGUGGACAUCAAGCCCAGAUUGCCCGUUCAGCACGAGCUGCGUGUCAUCAUCUGGAACACGGACGACGUCUUCCUGGACGAUGUCAAUCCUUUCACCGGCGAACCGUCGUCAGACAUCUACGUGAAAGGUUGGAUUCGGGGCAUGGAGGGGGACAAACAGGAGACGGACGUCCACUUCAACUCUCUCACCGGAGAAGGAAACUUCAACUGGAGAUUCGUCUUCCGCUUUGACUACUUGCCCACUGAGAAAGAGGUGGUGUACAAGCGCAAAGAGUCCUUCUUCUCGCUGGAGGAGUCCGAAUUUCGCCAGCCGGCCGUUCUCACGUUACAGAUUUGGGACUACGACCGCAUCUCGGCCAAUGACUUCCUCGGUUCAAUUGAGCUGCGCUUGAGCGACAUGGUACGCGGCGCCAAAUCAGCGUCUACGUGCACGGUGCAGAUGGCCAAGGAUCGCGCCGGCCCGCGGGCGUCCAUCUUCCGUUCCAAAAAAUUGAAAGGCUGGUGGCCCCUCACCCGACUCAAGACGGCGAAGGACUACGAGCGUGAGGCCGCCCAAGAAAAGGACAAGAAGAACAAGAAUAAGAAAGGCAAAGACAAAUGGUCCCGCUUGAAGCAGGAGGACGUCCAGUUCACCGACACAUCCGGCAACGUCCACCUGCUCAUGGGUAAAGUGGAAGCCGAAUUCCAUUUGCUGUCUUUGGAGCAAGCCGACGACACCCCGGUAGGGCGAGGCCGCAAGGAACCAGAAGCUCUGGAUAAACCAAACCGACCCACCACCAGCUUCACGUGGUUCGUCAACCCCAUGAAGACGUUCGUCUUCCUCAUCUGGAAGAAGUUCAAGAAGUUCAUCAUCUCCUUGUUCAUCCUGGCUCUUUUGGCGAUCUUCCUGGGCAUGCUGGUGUACACCCUGCCGCAACAAAUCACAUCCCUCCUCAUUGCGGGAUGA